GAACCCAGGAGGCGGCUCCGAGCGUGGCGCGGGGUUUGCUCCCGCGCGGCUGAGACUGGUGAGCGGAAUGUCCACCGCUGGUGACGGUGAGCGCGGUGAUGUGGGGCAAGAAGACUCUGCUGCUGCCGGCCCGUUCAGAUUCAGCCCGGAGCCCACGCUUGAGGACAUCCGACGCCUCCAUGCAGAGUUUGCUGCUGAGCGGGACUGGGAGCAGUUCCACCAGCCUCGGAACCUGCUCCUAGCCUUGGUGGGAGAAGUGGGCGAGCUGGCAGAACUCUUUCAGUGGAAGUCUGAUGCAGAGCCUGGUCCUCAAGCAUGGCUGCCAAAGGAGCGAGCAGCCCUUCAAGAGGAGCUUAGUGAUGUCCUCAUCUACCUAGUAGCGUUAGCAGCCCGCUGUCAUGUGGAUUUACCUCAAGCAGUAAUCUCCAAAAUGGACACCAACCGCCAACGAUACCCAGUCCAUCUGUCCCGAGGUUCUGCCUGCAAGUACACAGACUUGCCCCGUGGGACCAUCUCUGAAAACCAGACUGUGCAGGCUGAAGACCCUGCCUCUGAGUUGAGAAACCAGGCUUCCACCUAGAAACACAGUGCUAAUCUGGUCUUAUUAAAUCACAGGUCCAGGCCCAAGUGUUUUGUUUUGUUUUUUUUUUUCUCUCAAUAAAAUGACUUAAGGCAACA
Arvicanthis niloticus (Nile rat) is the source of this 678-nucleotide messenger RNA. RefSeq names its product dCTP pyrophosphatase 1 (gene Dctpp1). Gene Ontology annotation, molecular function: dCTP diphosphatase activity. Gene Ontology annotation, biological process: DNA protection; dCTP catabolic process. The record is from RefSeq and is a predicted model, not a curated record. Gene Ontology annotation, cellular component: cytosol. NCBI's taxonomy places the organism in Eukaryota, Metazoa, Chordata, Mammalia, Rodentia, Muridae.